UAAAAACUAAGAAGGCAAUUUUUGCUGCAUAUAGUGAAGAAUAGAAAAAAGAAUUCCUUGUGUUUUUUCACUCUGAAACCAGCAACUAUAGCACGACGACCCACGCAGCUUCUGGUCCGUGAACCCCCAACACCAACUACCAAAAAAUACCCAAUAACGAACCCUAAUUGUCUGAUCUCAUCUCUCUCUCUCUCGCUCUCUCUAAAACUCGCAUCAAUUUAUUUAUCUGUAUAAAAAAUCGAACAAAAAAUUCUCUUUCCCAGUCUCUGCCCCAUUCAUUUUCAAAUUGCCAUCUGUGUCCUCCACCGAAACCAGCUCACGCGUAUUUUAUUUUCUGUGUUUAGCUUCUCCAAGAGCAAGUGGAUCAAGUUUCGAUUUUGAGCUCGAUUUCCGGUAUUUCAAAAAGUGGAUGGUUUGAGGAAUUGUUGGAGGGUUAUAUAUAAUAAUGGUUAGCAGUGAUAUGGAUAAAACUGGGAAGGAAAAGGAGGCCAAGCCACCAUCUGCUGCUCCUACACAGGAGCAGCCUUCAACUGCUAGUGCUACAACUGUAAAUCCGGACUGGUCUGGGUUUCAGGCAUAUUCUCCCAUACCUCCACCUGGGUUCUUGGCAUCAAGUCCCCAAGCUCACCCAUAUAUGUGGGGGGUUCAGCACAUCAUGCCUCCCUAUGGUACCCCACCACAUCCAUAUGUUGCAAUGUAUCCGCAUGGUGUAUAUGCUCAUCCAUCCAUUCCUCCGGGUUCUUAUCCUUUUAGUCCUUUUGCAAUGCCUUCUCCAAAUGGUAUUGCUGAGGUUUCUAGAAACACUCCUGGCAGCAUGGAAGCAGAUGGUAGGCCAUCUGAUGCUAAGGAAAAACUGCCUAUUAAAAGAUCGAAAGGAAGUUUGGGCAGUUUAAACAUGAUAACUGGGAAGAACAAUGAGCACGGUAAAACAACAGUAGUGUCUGCCAACGGAGCUUAUUCUAAGAGUGCUGAGAGUGGUAGUGAAGGCUCAAGUGAAGGAAGUGAUGCAAAUUCUCAGAGUGACUCACAAAUGAAGUCAGGUGGCAGGCAAGAUUCUCUGGAAGACUCGUCUCAGAAUGGUGGUUCAGCACAUGGUGCUCAGAAUGGAGGACAGGGUGCAUCUAAUACGAUCAUGAAUCAACCGAUGGCUGUCAUGCCAAUAUCUGCUGCCAGCCCUCCAGGAGCUAUAACUGGCCCCACAACCAACUUAAAUAUUGGAAUGGACUACUGGGGAGCCCCUGCUUCAUCUACUGUUCCUGCAAUUCGUGGGAAAGUUCCUUCUACUCCAGUUGCUGGAGGGAUAGUUUCUACUGGAUCACGGGAUGGUGUUCAAUCACAGAUUUGGUUACAGGAUGAAAGAGAGCUUAAGAGACAGAGAAGGAAGCAGUCAAACAGAGAAUCCGCUCGCCGGUCCAGGUUGCGUAAACAGGCUGAAUGUGAUGAACUGGCCCAACGUGCUGAAGCCUUAAAAGAAGAAAAUGCCAAUCUUAGAUCAGAAGUAAACCAAAUCAAGAGCGAGUAUGAGCAACUUCUUGCAGAGAACGCCUCUCUCAAGGAGAGGCUCGGGGAAGUUUCUGGACAGGAAGAUUUUAGGGCUGGCAGGAAUGACCAACAUAUGAGCAAUGAUACACAACAGACUGGACAAACAUAGCUUCUUCAGGUUGGUCUCUAGGAUCUAGGUACCCUGUUUUUACGAGACUUUCGAGGAGCAUAACCUAACCAAUUAGCAACAGGAGUUUCUUCAUAUUUUGCAUAGCUUGUAGUUUGGAUUCUAUCAAAGCUGACCGUUAUAGUUCUAGGAUUCGUUCAUCUCAUAUCAUCCUAAAAUUCUUAUUGGGUCCAUCUGUAACUGUUAGAGACCUAGGAUGGUAUGCCGAGUGAAAUUUGUGUUAUACCCUGUUUUAAGAGGGCAGUAUCCACACUUUUUUUGCUUUAUCUGUAUUAAAAAAAUCUGAUUGAGGAUGGUAUUAAUUUGUUAAACUGAACUAUAUGCUGUAUUCCAUAUAAAUCCCUGAAUAUAGUACCCUGGAUCUUAUGUUUU
Populus euphratica (Euphrates poplar) is the source of this 2041-nucleotide messenger RNA. RefSeq names its product basic region/leucine zipper transcription factor 68 (gene BZIP68). The record is from RefSeq and is a predicted model, not a curated record. Gene Ontology annotation, biological process: regulation of DNA-templated transcription. The transcript is spliced from 13 exons. Gene Ontology annotation, cellular component: nucleus. The coding region runs from base 446 to 1651 and encodes 401 amino acids. NCBI's taxonomy places the organism in Eukaryota, Viridiplantae, Streptophyta, Magnoliopsida, Malpighiales, Salicaceae. Gene Ontology annotation, molecular function: sequence-specific DNA binding; DNA-binding transcription factor activity.